Messenger RNA from Morone saxatilis (striped sea-bass), 1708 nucleotides. RefSeq names its product regulation of nuclear pre-mRNA domain-containing protein 1A-like. The record is from RefSeq and is a predicted model, not a curated record. Gene Ontology annotation, molecular function: RNA polymerase II C-terminal domain binding. Lineage: Eukaryota; Metazoa; Chordata; Actinopteri; Moronidae. Gene Ontology annotation, cellular component: RNA polymerase II, holoenzyme. Gene Ontology annotation, biological process: mRNA 3'-end processing.
GCACCUCUUGCAGGCUGCUGUGGAUCGCCCCAAGCUGAAGCAGCAAGGCGGCCACCCCACGGAGAGGACGGCGGCAGCCAGUUAGCACAAACAACACAUCGGAGCCUCUCCCAGUGUCUCGUACUCGCUGUAAUCUCGCCAAGAUGUCAGCUUUCUCUGAGGCGGCUUUAGAAAAGAAACUCUCCGAGCUUAGCAACUCACAGCAAAGUGUGCAGACGUUGUCGUUGUGGCUCAUUCAUCACAGAAAACACUCGAGGACCAUUGUCAGUGUUUGGUUCAACGAACUGAAAAAAGACAGCAGAGUUAAUCCGAGCUCUGCAGGAGCUUGAAAAUGCAGCCUCUGGCGACUCAGUGCUGCGUCAGCGCAUCUCCUCCCUUCCUGCUGAGGUGCAAGACACAUCACUGCUUCACAGGAUCACAGAUAAAGAAUCAGGGGAGCGGCUUUCCCGGCUGGUGGAGGAGGCGUGUAUGCUGCUAGCAGACUACAGCGGCCGCUUGGCGGCAGAGAUUGACGAUAGGAGGCAGCUCACACGCACACUAACGGUCUUCCUGCAAAGUCAAAAGGACGGCCUGGCCCAGAACGAGCAGAAACUCGAAGAAUACAAACGCAAACUAGCGAGGGUGACCCAGGUCCGGAAAGAGCUGCGUUCACGUCUGAACAAUCUUCCAGGAGGACUCUACAACUCUUCAAACUGACUGAACCUCCGGACUGGAUACCUUCGCCUCCUGCUACUGAAACAUCUCAACCUGUCUCUUAGAUAUCUGAUCAGUGACAUUGCCGUAGUCCUCUGUUCUUACUACUGGAGCAGUGUCUGUGCCCCCUCCCCAUAUGGUGACCUGUGGUUCUCAUUCUGUUUUCAACAGAUUAUUUAUCCACAUGUUUUUUUUAUUAACAGAUUUGUCUUCUUUUUCUUGUCUGUGAGCUCAUCUCAUUGUAUAUUAAGACUCGUAAUCAUCAGACACAGGCCUCUCAUGCUUUGGCCCCUGCCCAGAUAACUUUUACAGCUUUAAAGUGUUAUGGGUGAUGCUGGUGUGAUAUUUUUUUAUUUAUAGUGACUUAAGAUAAUGCACCAGAGUACAUCCCCUUAGUGUGAUCAUUCAUAACAAUUUUCUGUAUUUUGGUUCAUAACUUUAUUUUAUUAUUUCUGUAAAUGCAUCUGUCUAAUUCUUGGUUAUAUAGCUCUUUGCAGCAGUUCUUAAAAGCUGAAUUGUUGUUUUCAUGUAGUGUGAUAAUGGCCUCUGAAGAGAACUGGUAUUCUGAAUCUGAGUAGUAAGCCCAUGAAAGCAAAUCAAAACACUUAUUUAUCAUUUACAUAAGGUUUCUUCGUGAGAGUGGGCUUGUAAAUCAUUGUUCAGUGUACAUAUUCAAAUUUGCAUGUAAAUAUGAUGAGAGUUAGACCCGUAAGUGCUUAUGAUUUGUAUCUGUGUCAACAUGGCUUGCAAAAUGGUCAUUCAGACAAAUUCCUGGGGUAUAUCUGUACAUCGACACCUCCACUGUACUGAAAUAAUGAGCGAAGGAGUCUGUUCUCUUGUUUACUGUAUCAUACUGCUUCACAGAUGUAUCCUUAAGUCUACUGAAUGCUGUGCAGAUGCCUCACACAGCCUCAUAGUUGCCCCAGUUUCCAAAGCCAGACUUUUAUUUGUUUGUUUGUUUUUGUACAUAUGAUGCAAAUUCUUCUUAGAACCAAAUAAACAGAAAACGUACAAA